Messenger RNA from Melospiza georgiana, 1857 nucleotides. RefSeq names its product noggin-2-like. Gene Ontology annotation, biological process: negative regulation of cell differentiation; dorsal/ventral pattern formation; osteoblast differentiation. NCBI's taxonomy places the organism in Eukaryota, Metazoa, Chordata, Aves, Passeriformes, Passerellidae. The record is from RefSeq and is a predicted model, not a curated record. The transcript has a single exon. Bases 137 to 769 code for a protein of 210 amino acids.
CGGGCUAUUUAAAGUAACGGGCCCCGCCGGACACUGGUGUCUCUGCCUAUUUAUGAGCCCCCGGGAGCCGGCGGGCGCCGCCGGGCAGCGCUAGGAGCCGAGGCCGCCGGGAGCAGCGCCGGGGCCCGCCCGGAGCAUGACGGCGAUCCGGGCGCUGCUGCUCUGCCUCUGCCUGGGGCUGCCGGCGGGCGGGCAGCCCUUCCUGCGCCUGCGACCCUCGCCCAGCGACAACCUGCCCGUCAAGGACAUCGUGGAGCACCCGGACCCCGAGUACGACCCCAAGGAGCAGGACCUGGACGAGAGGACGCUGAGGAAGAAGCUGGGCAGCCAUUUCGACCCCGGCUUCAUGGCCGUGGCCGUGCCGGGGCCGGCCAACGCCUCGGGCGCCGCGGCGGCGGCGGGGCGGGGGCGGGCGGCGCUGCCGGCCGAGCUGCGGCGGCUGGAGCUGGGGCCGCCCCGGGGCCCGCGCCUGCGGCUGGGCAAGAAGGCGCGGCGGAAGGUGCUGCAGUGGCUCUGGGCGCACACCCACUGCCCCGUCUUCUACGCCUGGAAGGACCUGGGGGUGCGCUUCUGGCCGCGCUACAUCAAGGAGGGCAACUGCCUGGCCGAGAAGUCCUGCUCGCUGCCCGAGGGCAUGUUCUGCAAGCCCGUCAAGUCGGUCACCAAGACCUUCCUGCGCUGGCACUGCCAGGGCUGGUCCAGUCAGAAGUACUGCACCUGGAUCCCCGUGCAGUACCCGCUCAUCUCCGAGUGCAAGUGCUCCUGCUAAGCCGCGCCGGCCCCUUGCACUGCCGCCCUCCUCCUCCGGAUCACUUUAGCGGGGGGGAGGUUUUUCGGGUGGGUUUUUUUGGGAUAGUUUUUUUGGGAGGUGGUUUUUUUCCCCACCCGCCAGAGCGAAGUGGGAGAAGAUGAACCGCUUUGGAGGUUUUUUUUUUGUUUGUUUUGUUUUAUUUUGUUUUUCAUUUUUUAUUUUUGUUAAUUUUGCAGGGUUUUUUUUUUUUUAUGUUGUUAAUUUUUUUUUUUCACUUGGACUUCUUUUAAUAUUAUUUUAUUCAAAAGGGGGGAAAGCGAACCCAGGAACUGCAGGGCAGGCCAAAGGCACAGUAAAGCACUACAAUCAGAUGUCUAUUUUUAUACGUAUAUAGCCUUCUAACAAAAGGAAAAUUAAAAAAAAAAACUUUAAAAAAAGGAAAAAAAAAACCUACCAGCCGUGUAAAUAGAGAGAUUUUAAAGGAAAAGGGGGGGAAAUUGCAGCUGUUUUUUUUUAUUAUUAUUAUAAUUAUUAUUGUUAUUAUUAUUAUUUUAAAGACAUAGGACCACAUUUUAAACCCAUCCCCACAGAACCCAAGCACUUCCCUGCCAAAGGGAAGGGCAGAAAUUUCUUGUAAAGAUGUCUUUAUCAAAAGGAGAAAAGGGGCGGAGGGUGUAAAAAAAGAAAAACAAGAACCGCAGCAUCCCUGAGUGGUUGUUUCUCUGUGCUGUAUUUUUUUAUCUUCUUCAGACCUUGUCACUGAUGUUUGAACUAAUUUGCCAAGCUCUCUAGUGUUUUUUUAAAAAGUGUAUAACAAUUAAUUAAGAAGGAAAUUUUAAAGAAAAGUACAAAUCUAUGAAAGAGUGGAAUUGGUUUUUUUGUGUGGGAAUACAUAUAGUGGUGUAGAGAUGUUAAAGGAAAUUUUCUGUGUACAGUUUAUUUAUUUUUAACGUUUGUGUAUAGGAAAAAAAAAAGCUAGAGAUUAUGCCAUAAACUAUUGGAAAUGUUUACUUGAAUAUUCCUUUAAAAACAUAUCAAUGUAAAUAUGAGCUAUCACUGAUCAAAACAUUUUUAGCAAUAAACUCUAUCUUUGAAGAAAAACUCCA